Musa acuminata subsp. malaccensis (wild Malaysian banana) is the source of this 2903-nucleotide messenger RNA. Its product is annotated as protein kinase STUNTED. Gene Ontology annotation, biological process: protein phosphorylation. Lineage: Eukaryota; Viridiplantae; Streptophyta; Magnoliopsida; Zingiberales; Musaceae. The record is from RefSeq and is a predicted model, not a curated record. Gene Ontology annotation, molecular function: ATP binding; protein kinase activity.
GAUCUCUUCCGGUGAGGACACAACGAGGGAUUCGAUACCUUCGCUCGUAUGACGGACUCGUUGUCGCCGGUCACCAUCACUUGCUGGCUAAGCGAGCGAGUGAAGUCGGCGUCGGGCUCCCACCCGCCACAGCUGGUAACCGAGUCAUUUACCGUUGUGUCGGUCGAGUGCGGUGACCAGUUAUCUCGCUUUCCCGCGAAAAAGGGGGCGGCUAUUUUUAACCGCAGGCAUCAACUACUCUCUACUUUGGUGCUUCGCCCUCAAAUCCCGCUACGACUUCUUCUCCUCCUCCGUCUCUCUUCUUCCUCGGUUCCAUCUGUCUCUUCUUCUUCUUUUCCUUUCCCGUAUCAGAAAACCGUUGCCUAACUAAGAAGCUCUGGCUAUGGUUUCGUGGACUAAUUUCUUAUUGAAGGGAUCAUGAUGGAGUGGUUGGGCUGUUACUCAUCUGAUACCUCUUGCAGCAAAUUGUCUUGCUGGAGUGCGACAAACGAACAAGAUUUAGGGAAAGAGCGGUGCAUGCGCCGCUGUGGGGUUAACUCUGAGCAUGCAAAUUCUGAGUUGAUCUAGUGGAUGGAUUUUUAGGUUCCAAGUGUUCUGUUUCAUUCACCUUCAAUCGCAACUGGCGCAGGAGAUAGAUAGAGACUUGACAAAGUGGGCACAUUCCGAUUGGUCUACCGGGAAGAGGUGCUUGGAGAUCCCAGAAGACUACUAUACCUUUUUGGGACACCUGAGAUACAAAAGAUCAAGUACGAUUACGGAGAAGGAAGCCAUGGGUCAGGAGAAGGGCAGAGAAAGGUGUGUGCUGGUGGGGCUUCAGAUGAAUGCCAAUGGAAGGGAAUUGCUCGACUGGGCUAUCAGCAGAGUAGCAGAGGAAGGCGACCGUGUUGUGGCAGUUCAUGUCUGCCGCGAUUCAGACCUCAAGACCACCACCACCCUAUCUCUGAUCGAAAUGUUAGAUGACCACCUGGCAGCGUAUGAAGGCUUCUGCAAUCUUAAGCAAGUUGCGUUAGUGGGCCGGGUGUCACGGGGGAACUCAAUUAGGAAGAUCUUGGUGAAGGAAGCCAAGCACCGUGAUGCCUUCAAAGUUGUAGUUGGAGCAAACAAGUACUACUCACUUGGCGGCUCGGCUUCACUAGCGAAGUAUUGCGCCAAGAAGCUCCCUCCUACCACCUCAGUAAUCGCAGUUCAGAAUGGAAAGGUCCUCUUCGAAAGAGUGAUUGCCAAGCCAUCACCAGGAGGAGAACCAAAACCCAUGGAAAAGGCUGAUAUUUCAACCCCCAGGUUGCAUAAUGUCGAAGCAGGAAUCGAUCAAAAGGAAGAGGCCAAAGACGACGACAGUCUCGGUGGAUCUGUCACGGUCCCAGUGCAGAAGCCAGCAGAGCCAAGUCUCGGUUGGCCCCUGCUUCGGAGAAGGGAUGAUGCCCGGAAGCUGUCAGUCGUGCAAUGGGUCAUGAACCUGCCAAAUAGAUCUUUAUCGUUCACUAGGCUGCAGCUGGACCUAAUCAAGGAGUUGAAUAGUGUCCUCAGUAACAAUUGCUCCAACUGCAGAUGGUUUCGAUACGAUGAACUGCAUCGUUCAACCAAUCAGUUUUGUUCAGGGAACAUGAUCGGGAAAGGAGGGAACAGCCAAGUUUACAGAGGAUGCCUUGCAAAUGGCCAACAGGUAGCCAUAAAAUUGUCAAAGCUUUCUGAAGAAGCAUCAACGAAUUUUCUUUUGGAGGUUGAUAUCAUCACCAAGCUGGAACACAAGCUCAUCGUUCCAUUGAUCGGCUUCUGCAUCGAGGAUAACACUCUCAUUUCGGUUUACGAUUACUUUCCCAAGGGAAACUUAGAAGAAAACCUCCAUGGUGAAAAUGCUAAGAGUCCACUCCCUUGGGCCGUGAGAUUUAAGGUGGCAAUUGGGGUUGCUGAGGCUCUCAGCUACCUCCACAGUGGCUGCUCUAAACCGGUGAUUCACAGAGACGUGAAGUCUUCAAACAUUCUUCUCACUGAUGAAUUUGAGCCUCAGGUAUCUGAUCUUGGAUUAGCCAUAUGGGCACCUACGAAUUCAACCUAUCUGACACACGACGAUGUGGUCGGAACUUUCGGAUACCUUGCUCCAGAGUACUUCAUGUAUGGCAAGGUCAGCGACAAGAUGGAUGUGUUUGCCUUCGGUGUUGUGCUACUUGAGCUGCUUACAGGAAGGAAACCGAUCGAUGAUGAAAACCCCAAGGGCCAAGAAAGCUUGGUGAUGUGGGCAUCACCGAUACUAGAAAGGGGGGAUUUUAUGGAGCUGUUGGAUCCCGAUCUCAAUGAGAAUUAUGAUGAGGUCGAAAUGAGAAGAAUGGUUGUAGCUGCAUCUCUUUGCAUUACAAGGAGAGCUCGCCUGCGACCUCAAAUGAGGGAGAUACUUACCCUUCUGCAAGGGGAGGAGGACAUGGAGGCACGGAUGAGAUGCCACGUUGAUGCCAGCUCAGACACGUUGGAUUGCGAGGACGAUGAAGCGUAUCCAUGUUCGAGCAUCAGGUCUCAUGUAGGCCUGGCGUUGCUCGACGUUGAAGACGAUGCAUCGUUGGCUAGCUUUGAGCAGAGCAACCUUGGUUCUUUGGAUGAAUACCUAAGAGACCGGUGGAGCCGUUCUUCAAGCUUUGAGUAGAUCCCAUGAACUGUAUUUUUCUUCUUCUUUUUUCUUCGAUUCUUCUUCGAAUUUCUACACGAGUGCUUUGUGGCAUGACUGCGGAGUAUCAAAGCCAGUAAGAUGGUUUGCGGUCUCAACAUGAGAGAGAGGAUGCAAUAAGAGACGCACAAGAGAUUGCUCUGUUAGUGGCGGGGUUUUCUUCAGAGGAGAGAGAGAUUUGUACAGUGUGGAUGUGCUUGAUCAGAGUUCAAAUGUAUUUGGAAUGACGCGAUGUCUCUUGGGAUAA